This is a messenger RNA of Macrosiphum euphorbiae (potato aphid), 2715 nucleotides long. The record is from the annotation of a GenBank genome assembly. NCBI's taxonomy places the organism in Eukaryota, Metazoa, Arthropoda, Insecta, Hemiptera, Aphididae.
AUGUCGCAUAUGAAACUAUAUAAUUUUACAUUAAUAUUUUUGUGCAUUACGUCGAACAAUUUUUCAGUUUUAUCAGAGUUAUCAAAAUUAUCAGAGUUAGAGAAUGCCGUAAAUCAUAUAUUUCGUUAUUCGACCUGUGAUCAUUUGUCAUACAGUAUUAAACUGAAAGAUGUAAAUUUAAUUCUGUAUGGAUAUUUAGUUCCAUCUGCAGCUACAGAAACAGAAACAGAUAUGUACAUGAGUGUAUUUUAUAUUUAUACGAACUGUUCAUUUGCUGAAUGGCUUCAGAAUAAACUAUUUAAAAUUAUCGAAAAAUUUCCAAUAUUUUAUCAAUCGAAAUUUCAAAACACUUAUAACAAUGAAUUUAAUAAACGUUUUGUAAGAUCGAAUCUAAUUGAUAAAUUAAUCGAUAUCGACUCUUUUGUUAAACGCUUCAUAGGUAUUUUACUGCACAAUUUUUUACAUCUGGCUGAUUCCAGAGAUUAUGAUACGUCUUUAUUAAAAACGAUGUUAUUCUUACAAUUUAAAAUUCACUUUUUGACGCUACCUGUAGAUACCAGUCAACCGCCAUCAGAUGAUGUAGUUGUUCGUUCAAUUCUUGAAAUAAUGAACUUAAUUCAAAUGUUCAUGGCCACGAAUUGUGAUGUUCACACUUAUAAUAAAAUAUAUUAUUUUGAUGAUAAUUAUUUUAUUAAAUCACCAUAUUUCUUCGAUUUCUGGAUAACUAUAUCAGCUGACACAGAAGACUUCAUUAAAAACAUUUUCCACCUUAUAAACCGACUGGGCUUAGAAAAUAGUAACAAAUAUUGUAAUACUGAACAAAUGUUAUUAGUAAAUAUUGUGGCCGAGACCCCGGAUCAUCCUGUUUUACGGGAAAUUUCUCACGCAGAAGUUAUUUCAAAUUCUAAAACAAUUAAGAUUUACCAACUACUACAAAAAAUUGAAAAACGUGAAUCUGACCUUGAACUUAUAUUUUGGUAUCAGGAGUCAAUUUUUAAUGCAAUUGUGAAAUUAAUAUACAGUAAGAUAAUAACAACCUUGCAACAAGGAACUUCUAAGCCGGAAGAGAUUGUUAAGUCAAUACCAAAAUUCAUAGAAUUGCCAACAGAUGUCACUGAUUAUUUUACUAGCGAAUUAUAUGAUAACAAUGAAAAGAAUAAACUGAUUAAUACAAAAGAUAUUAAUGAAAAAUUGAUUAAAAAGAUUACUGAUCUUCGUGACUCGAUUACCAGUAUAAUUUUAGAAACUGAUAAUGCAACUGUAAAUCAAAAAGUUUCUAAAUUAGAUGAAUUUACAACAUAUAUAGAUUUAAACAGUGAAAAGUUUUACUGUUAUAUUUCGGUGUGGAAAUUUCUAAGCAAAGAAUUCGCUAAAUUAUACAUACCAUUCAUAAGAGAUGUGUUAAAAGUCGAACACAUUGUGUACGAGGAUGUGCCAAUCAAUGAAAUCGUUCAAUCCUCUGUGGAUGAUAAACCAUCGGAUAGUAGCAUGUGUCAAUAUGUUAGAGAUUUGUACAGUCUCUGUCUCGAAGCAACCACAUUUUUAAAAAUGAUUGUCGACAAAGAAAGUGAUUUGGUGUAUGAAUACGCACAGAAUGUAAAUACUAUUUUGACAACGAUUAGAAAACGGUCCAUUGAGGUGAUCGAACGGUGUACGUACAAGGGCUGCAGGGACCUUUUAAAAGUUUCAUACUAUAUUUACGUUGUCUUGAAUCCAAAGCACAGUGAUCAUUUUAAACCAAACCAAGCGCCGAUCUUUAUGUCAAUGAUAAUGUCUAUUUUAAACACCUAUGGUAUUGAUCACUGUAGUACACCAAAAUUCAAUUUCUUGUUAUUGAACAGUACAUAUCUUAAGGCUAUAGGCAAUGAUGCUGUACUUAAUAAACGUUUAAGUUCAUUUGUGCAGAGCCUUGAGGCCUACCAAAACAUAUCGAUAAUUGAAAACUACUCAACUUUUUUAAAUAUUGACAAUUUUUACAAAAUAUUUCUUGAAGAAACGACUUUGUUCAAUAAAAACAAAGACAAGGUCAGUUUUUUUUACAAAGGUGAAAGGAAGUACAUUCAUGAAAUUUACAAGAACAUAAGUGCAAUUAAUUUGGACCCUUCACAUGUGUUCAAAUUGUAUGAUAUAUAUUUCAAAUUUGUUCUUGGUUCGGUAUUUCACAAAGUGUUUGUUUUCGUUAAUUACUCAAUCAUUGCAGUUCAUCCCAAAUCGAAUCUAUUGCAGUCUAAAGAUUGCGAUAACUUUCUCGGAUAUUAUAAGAAGUUAAUUGAUAUUGAACAUUUUCCCUCAAAUUUAUCGAUACUAGUAUCUUAUGUUGAUCGAUUUUCUACAAUGGUAUAUGAUCUAUGUAUGCAAAGAGCAGAUAUAACCCAAAAAUACCACACAAAUCAUAAAUCUAAAGGAAAAAUACCACAUUUUGAAGUGUCCGGCACAGAAGACGAUUUAAAUAAUCUGUAUUUAAAAGUGGGCAAAUUAAAAAAAAAUACAGAAAAGCAAUUCGAAAAAUUUGGUAUUUUCAUAACAAAAUUAAUAGAAGGAAUUCCGGAAACCAUAAAGGAUCACUUUGACAAAAUUUUUCUUAAAAAAACAAAUUUGAUAGAAAAAGUUUUCGAAGAUAUGACUGUGGAUACCGGAAAUUUAGUCAAGACUGCUAACAAUAUGCUCACAAAUCUCAUAGUCAAUACCUGUUUAAUGGAAUGUAACAGGUGUUAA